AUCAUGGUUAACAAGGAGGAAUUGGAGGAAAGGCUGAGGAAACUUCUGGUGAGGCUGAGAACCCCUCAAGAAGACAGACAGCUGUGCACACUGAUCCAGAUCAUCCAGGAUCUGCUUUUCCUGGCACACACCGACUAUGCAGCUGAACUGUUCGAAGACAAAGAUGUCCAUGUGCCUCUCAUGGUGAUGCUGUCGUCCUACAUCAGCAGCAGAGGAGUUCAGCAGGUGGGCUGGUCACUGCUGUGUCGGCUGAUUGAAAUAUGCCCCGGUACGCUGGACCAGCUAACGAGACCUCUGCAGGCAGCCAAGGAGUGGGAGGUACUGGGAGUGCACCAGCAGAUCCUGAAGGUGCUGUCUCAGUACAGCGCAGACUGCAGAGUGACCAUGGUGGGACUACGUGCCCUGGCGCUCCUGCUCAGAUCAGACAUGAUUCCCCUGCUGGUGCUGGAGGAGGAGGAGGAUGUGUUUGGCCUGGUGGUGCACGCGAUGAAGACGUUCCCGACCAGUGAAGAAGUGCAGCUCCAAGGAUGCAGAGCUCUGCAGUUCCUCCUGGAGAGCGUGAGCGAUGACCACCUCAUGGAGUUUGUGGAGAACCGGGACCAUGUUGUGGUGUUGGCGGCGCUCCAGAGGUUCCCGGACAGCUCCGAGCUGCUGCUGCAGGCCAUGAAAGUGCUGCUGCCACUGGCUCGCCCCGGCAGUAACGUGGAGAUGCUGAUGUCAGGAGGCGCCCGGUGCUACAGCGUGAUCAUCGCCGCCAUGGACGCCUUCCCCGACGUGGAGGAGCUGCAGGAGACGGCCUGCUGCCUGUUCAUGAGGUUUACAUCAGAGAGUUACUACAACAUCCUGGUGCUGAACGGCGUCCAGAGAGUUGCAGUGAGAGCCUGUCAGACUUUCCCCAACAACGCCGCGCUGCAAGCAGCCGCUCUCUCCUGCCUGGCUGACCUCACUGCAACCAUCGUGCAGAACAAAGCGGUGGCCGAGCAGGGUCUGGAGGAAGGAGAGGCGGAGGAGAACAGGGGUAAAGAGGAGGUGGAGGACAUGGGCCUGGGCUGGAUGGAGGCCUGCUGUGCGGCACUGGAGCUCCACGCUGCUGAGCCAGCGGUUCAGGAAGCUGCGAGCUGGGCCAUUCACAAUCUGUUACUGCACGGCGCUGCAGUCCACCAAUCAGAGGACGAGCAGGAUGAGAGGACUCCGGUUCACAGACAGUUGAUGGCGGCCAUGCUGCUCCACUCCUCCUCUCCCAGCGUCUUUAAAGCUGCUACCAGCGCUAUUGCCACACUCAUUACUCACAACGGUAAAAUGCGUUCUCUGCUGCUGUCCAGCGGCCUCCACGUCAACCUGGUAGAGAUGAUGAAGAGACAUUCAGCCUCAGCAGAAGUUUCCAUCAGCGCCUGCAAACUGCUCAAACUGCUGUUCCAGGGAAGGUCAGCCAGUCUGGAUGACUUAAACAUGGCCAUGAGUCAGAUCCUCAGCACCAUGAAGGUCCACAACUUCCAGCCGGAGGUUCAGCUGGAGGCUCUUCAGGCCAGCCUGGUCUUCCUCUGCCCAGACAGGAGCCUAAGGGAGCACGGCACCUCGGUCGCAGAUCCCGACAUGGCCGACGUGUCGCUGAAGGUCCUGAAGAACCAGUGUGUGGUGGAAGGAGCUCACACCCUCUACCUGGAGGUUCUCAACAGGUUCAUCAGCAGCCCGAUCAUUCAGAGGUGUGGCCUGAAGGUGCUGUCUGCUCUGGCUGACUGCUCCGGUGCAGUGGACCUGCUCUGCCAACAGGGGGCCAUAGACACGGUGCUGCAUACACUACAGAUGUUCCCACAGGAACGAGAGAUACACUACUGGGGCCUGACCCUGCUCAACUACCUCGUAACCAAGAAGAAGCUGUCGAGGAUGAUCGUGCCUGUUCUCGCCUCCGUUGUGGUCGUCUCCCUCAUCCAGUACAGAGAAGACUCGGAGAUGCUCCUGAAGUGUUUUCAGGUGGCCCUGAGGAUGCUUGAUGCGUGUUCAGGAGCAGCUGCUGAACUGCAGAGAGAAGACUUUGACAGGCAGAUCUUCCAACACCUCAGGGAUGAGACUCCAGACCAGAGCAACAGCCCGCUGCGGAGGUCGGUAUGCCUCGCUCUGUCUAAGAUGUGGUGCGACCCGGAGCUACACUACAGCAUGCUGGAAAAGGCCUGCAAGGACGGAGACACGACGAUGGCCGAGUGUCUGAUCGAGCUGGGCGCCGACAUCAACAGGAAGACGAAGACGGAGUCUCUCAUCUACCAGGUGUGUGAAAGGGGCGGGCCUCUGGAGCUGGUGGAGCUCCUGCUCAGCCGAGGCGCGCACGAGCAGCAUCUGCGCAGGGCUCUGGCCGUGAGCGUGAAGCGCGGCGACGGACCCACGGUCAUUCAGCUCCUGGGCCGUCUGGGUCUGGACCUCAACAACAGCGCCCUCUGCUUGGGGGGCUUCAGGCUGGGGCGCCUGGACGCUGCGUGGCUCAGCCCCCUGCUGGCCGAAAGAGGAAGAGCGCACAGUCUACGUUACAACAGCAGUAAAGGUAUGAGUUUGGCCAGGUACAUUCAGUCUCUCCAGAAGUCCAAGAGCGUCAGCGGUCCUCCCAGGUCGAUGGCCGACCCCUGUCUGACCUCUGGCUACAUUUCCGACGAGAGCGACGACUCCAGCUUCAGCUUCGUCUCCAUGGACGACAGCUUGUUUUUCAACGACGACAUGGAGAGCGACGGGAGUGAUUCACUGCCAGGGGUUCUUUCUCAAAAACCGCAUAAUAAUUCGACAGAGGAGCUGAGGGGGGGGUCCUUUAAGAGAAAGCAGGGACGUCGCAGACAUGCCAGUGCCGAGAGCGGUCAGACCGAGAGUGAACACAGUGAGUCUGUACACAGGAGAUAUGGGAGGACUGGCUCCACCCACAAAGUGUUCGGCUCUAGUGAAAGCUCCGCCCCUCUGCCCAAAGAGCGGGAGAGGAUCCGCCUGCUGGACCUGUCGGGGAACGAGUUGGACUCUCUGUCCUGUCUGAUGGACGACAGCUUGGUGCAGCAGCAGCUGGGGUAUCUCCUCCGCCUCGACCUGUGCAACAACAGUCUGCUGGAGUUUCCUUCAGCUCUUUGCCAGAGUCUGUACAGUCUGACUCGACUGGACCUGCAGGGCAACCAGCUGCGGUCGCUGCCGGUGGAGCUGCUGUCUCUGCCCUCGCUCAGCACGCUGAACGUCUCUCGUAACUGCGUGGGUCCCCUGCUGACCUUCGACCCUGCCGUCACCUGCCCCUCGCUGCGGCAGCUCAACUUGUCUUUCAACGAAAUCACUGCGUUUCCUCAGGAGCUGGGCCGCGCCAUGGAUCAGCUGGAGGAGCUGUUUAUGGAAGGUAACAGUAUAACUGAGCUGUGCACGCCUCUGUGUCUGCCGGAGAUCAAGCUGCUCGACGUGAGCAAGAACGGCGUGGAGAACAUUUCUCCAGACUUUCUGACCAGCUGCCCCAAACUGGAAACCUUCAGCGCCUCCAUGAACAAAAUCUGUUCCCUGUCUCAUCUGCCGUCCAAGAUCACAACACUGAAACUAGCAAACAACAGCUUCACCUAUGUCUCUGAGGCCAUACUUGAUCUUACAAACUUGAGGUCGGUGGACAUGAGAACCAACAACAUCGCUGUUCUUCCUGGCCCGGGAUUCUGGGCGUCCAGCAACCUCAGAGAGCUGAUGUUCAGUAAGAACUGCAUCGCGUCUCUGGACCUGAGCGGACCAGUCUACAAGUGGACAAGACUAGAGAAACUCCACCUGAGUGGCAACAAGCUCAGUGAGAUUCCUCCGCAGAUCGGCCUGUUGGAAGGCCUGACCUCCCUGGACAUGAGCCACAACGCUAACCUGCGCUCCUUCCCUGAUGAGAUGGGGAAACUAGGCCGACUGUGGGACCUGCCGCUGGAUGGUCUGAAGCUCCAGCUGGAUCUCAAGCUCAUUGGCAGCAAGACCAAAGACAUAGUCAGGUUCCUGCAGCAGCGGCUGAAGAAAGCAGUGCCAUACUACCGCAUGAAGCUCAUCGUGGUGGGGAAUGCCGGCAGCGGGAAGACCACCCUGAUUCAGCAGCUGAUGAAGCUGAAGCGCUCCCAGUUGAACUCGAAGACGGCCGCCGUCGGUAUCGACGUCAGGGACUGGACCAUCAGGGAGCGGGACAAGAAGAAAAUGGUGCUGAACGUCUGGGACUUCUCAGGUGGAGAGGAGUUCAGCGGCUCUCACCCUCACUUCCUGACUUCCAGAGCUCUCUACCUGGUGGUUUACAACCUCAGCAAAGGAGCCAGUCAGGUGGACGCCCUUAAACCCUGGCUCUUCAACAUCAAAGCGGUGGCUCCGCUCUCCCCGGUCAUCCUGGUGGGGACACACACAGAUGUGAGCGACGAGCUGCAGCUUCAGGCCUGCCUGACCAAGAUCAAAGAGGAGCUGCUGAACCACCAGGGUUUCCCCGCCAUCACCGACUAUCACAUGGUCUCCGUCUGCGAGGACUCGGACGCCAUGGCCAGACUCCGCAAGGCCAUCGCCAGAGAGGUCGCCAGCUUCAGGAUCCAGGGCCAGCCUGUGAUGGGCCAGCUGGUUCCGGACAGCUACGUGGAGCUGGAGCGCCGGGUUGUCGUGGAGAGGGCCAGGGUUCCCUCGGAGUUCCCCGUCAUCAGGCACCGGGAGCUGCUGCAGCUCAUCCAGGAGAGUCAGCUGCAGCUGGAGGAAGCUGAGCUGCCGCACGCCGUCCACUUCCUCAGUGAAGCCGGGGUUCUGCUGCACUUUGACGACCCUGCACUUCAGCUCCAAGAGCUCUACUUUAUCGACCCACAGUGGCUGUGCAACAUCAUCUCCCAGAAACUGAAAUUAAAGAGCUGUGGCCUGUGGGAACAUCCCAAAGGAGUUGUUCAGCGCUCGGUUGUGGAAAAGUUCCUUUUUGAGACCAAAUGUUUCCCGAAGAGCCACCUGACGCAGUUCUUCAAACUGCUGGAGAAGUUCCAGAUCGCGCUGCCGUUCGGAGAGGAGCAGCUGCUCGUUCCCAGCAAUUUGUCCAAACACAGGCCGGUGAUCGAGCUGCCUCACAGUGAGAACUCGGAGGUCAUAGUGCGUCUUUAUGAGAUGCCGUACUUCCCCAUGGAUUAUUGGUCUCGGCAGAUCAGCCGCCUCCUGGAGGUUUCGUCGUACUUGCUCUGUGGAAGAGAGAAAGUUGUGCGACCCAACCGGAUCUACUGGAGGAGAGGCAUUUACCUGAGCUGGUCCCCUGAAGCGUACUGUCUGGUGGAGGCGGCGUCGGUGGAGGAGAACCCCUCCAGCUUCGUCAGGAUAACUGUCCCGUCUUCCCGCAGAGGCCGGGUGUUGAUGGGUCAGGUUGUGGAUCACGUGGACUCCCUGCUGGAGGAGUGGUUUCCUGGCCUGCUGAACACCGACAUGCACGGCAGCGGCGAGGCUCUGCUGAAGAAGUGGGCUCUGUACAGCUUCGAGGACGGCCAGGAGUGGAGCAAGAUCCUGCUGGAGGACCUCUUCACCUAUUUCGACAACGAUUUUCUGCUGGUGAACCCAGAGGACCCUCGGUGCACACUGCCCAUCUCUCAGAUCGCUCCUGACUUGGUGCUGAGUGAUCAGCCUGCAGGAACGAUACUGGACAGCGAGGAGCUGGAUGUCGACAUGUCUAAGGAAAACAGACUGGGGGACGGCGGCUUUGGAACCGUUUAUCGAGGUGUCUACAAAAACGAAGAAGUAGCCGUGAAGAUAUUCAAUAAACACGCAUCUGAGCUUUACAUCUACAGACUCCUCAGACAGGAGUUGGCGGUGUUGGGUCGCCUCCGUCACCCCAGCCUGGUCGGCCUGCUGGCGGCCGGCUCAACUCCUCAGGUCCUGGUGAUGGAGCUGGCUCUGCGCGGCUCGUUGGACUCCCUGUUUGAACACGAGAACGGCAGCCUCAACUGGAAGCUCCAGCACAGGAUCGCCCUGCAGGUGGCUGACGGACUCAGGUACCUUCACUCGGCCAUGAUCAUCUAUCGGGAUCUGAAGCCACACAACGUGCUUCUGUUCAACCUGAAGACCAACUCCGAGAUCAUCGCCAAGAUCACAGACUACGGCAUCGCUCAGUACUGCUGCAGCAUGGGAGUGAGAAGCUCAGAGGGCACUCCAGGUUUCCGAGCACCAGAGGUCGCCCGGGGUAACGUGAUCUACAACCAGCAGGCUGAUGUGUUCUCAUUCGGCCUCCUGCUCUACGACCUCCUGACCUGCGGUGAGCGCAUCUCUGACGGCAUGAAGUUCCCCAGUGAGUUUGAUGAAGUCGCAGUGCAGGGGAAGCUGCCAGAUCCAGUAGAACACUACGGCUGCUCGCCUUGGCCCGGCUUCCAGACGCUGAUGAAGGACUGUCUGAGGGAAAGUCCGCAGGACCGACCGACGUCUGCUCAGGUGUUUGAUCGGCUGAAUUCGGGGGAGAUGCUGUGUCUGAUGAAGGAGCUGGUGGUUCCCCGGGCGUUCAACGCCGAGUGCCUCACAAUGAGCUCUGCCAGCAGUGACAGUCCGUUCAGCAGCCACAGAGCCUGGCUGGGAGGGGGCAGCAGCACCAGCAGCCACAGGGUGGGCUCCAUCACAGCCGUGGACCUGGACACCAACGCAGUCAUGACACAGGACAUCGACACCAGUCCCGUCCUGUGUCUGGUGACGGUUCAAAUCCCCAACGAGGCCUGUGAUUGGCUGGUGGCUGGCACACAGUCUGGCUCCUUAGUGGUCAUCAGCACCCAGGACAUGUCGACUUGGCACCACCUGCAGAGCGUCACGGAUGCUGUCACCUCACUGUACUUCCACGUGCACCCUCGUCGAACCCAAAGAAAGAAUUAUUUGCUGGUUGGAACAGCCAAUGGACUUCUCACUGUUUAUGAGGACUCUGUUCUCAAGCAGGAAAAAGGUCAGCCGGUUAAAACUGUCACAGUGGGAAACGUCAGCACGCCCGUCAUGUGUCUGGGCCAGUCGCUGCACUCGCUGGACGGCAGGUCCGUGUGGGCCGGCUGCGGGACCAGGAUCCUCUCCUUCACCGCCGAGUACGACGUCUGCAGGACCAUCGACACCAGACCGAACCUCUUCUUCCAGCAGCAGCGAUCACUGGCUGGUGAGUCGUGUGUGUUGCGAAUGGUUGUGGAUAAAUACGUGUACCUGAACAAAGCUGGGACGCCGACGGUCGAGGUUUGGGACAAGAGGAGUGAGAGGAUGGUGGACUGCAUCGACUGCGCUCAUAUCAUCAGACAUGGCUCCGGCUGCAGAGGCCGGCAGGGCAGCGAGGCGGAGCUGCCCACCGAAGCGGCCCCCUCCUGGGCCAGAGUGAAGGCCCUGCUGGUUCAGACCGCUGCAGCUCUCUGGGUCGGCACCAGAGGGGGCCACCUGCUGCUGCUGGAGCUCUCCAAACACCAGACGCUGCAGGUCAUCGGCCCCCGCUGCGACUCCAUCCGCUGCAUCGCCUCUGCACUCAUAGAAACACUAAACUGGAAGAAUGUGGUGCUGACUUUGGGCAGAAGACUCCCACAAGACAAGAAUCAGUUUGACGAGGAGUCGGUGCUGAUGGCGUGGAACAGCACGCUGCCGAUGGAGGUCAAAGACCUGAACAGACACUGCGAGAAGAGAGAGCAGAUCGCAGCCAAAAUGAGAGAGCAGCUUCAUCACAGCUGAGCCCACAGAAUUGCUUGAGGAAAAGGGAUCAACUCUCCGGUGGACCGAUGCGUCAGCAGACGUUUUACCUCAUUUUCUGACAGCCGUACCUGAUGAGGGGAGCAUGUUGCAAUGAAUCAGUCAAAAGAAUUUGAAUCAAGAAAUCAACUUUUGUUUUUUGUUUUGGAAGAUGCACACAUUAAAUAAUGUGCCAUGUUUUACCAGAUGAGUACAAUCUUGGUUGUUUUCAAAGAGAGACAUUUGUCUAAAAGGGACACAGAUGAUCUAAUUUGUGUUGUAAUCGGAGAUGAGAGCAGUGCAGAUGUUCAGGACGACCUCCUGCUCCUAAUGAAUACUGAUUGUUGUUUACCUGUAGUAUGAUAGAAAAAAAAAACUGGAAAGAAAGCCAAAGGAGGUAAAAAAAAGAAAGCCUCUAGAAGUGUAUAUUUGAUUAUUUAUUCUCAUGUCUAUGUGUGCUUGUUUACCAGUGAGCUCAGUCACUCCACAGCAGUAAGCAGACCACAGGACUCCUCAUUAUGCUGGCGGCUUUGUACACGUUUUUUUAUUUCAUGUUACCUAAAGUCACUGUUUGUGAUGGUGUCCAACAGAACAAGAAAGUAAAUAUUAUUUUAU
Messenger RNA from Seriola dumerili (greater amberjack), 8256 nucleotides. RefSeq names its product leucine rich repeat kinase 2 (gene lrrk2). Lineage: Eukaryota; Metazoa; Chordata; Actinopteri; Carangiformes; Carangidae. The coding region runs from base 4 to 7644 and encodes 2546 amino acids. Gene Ontology annotation, molecular function: protein binding; GTP binding; protein kinase activity. The record is from RefSeq and is a predicted model, not a curated record. The transcript has 52 exons. Gene Ontology annotation, biological process: protein phosphorylation.